AUGGCGACAUUGCUAAUCCCACCUUAUCCUUAUUCUGCGCCGCCCCUGCCGACGACGUCACCCCCGCGCGCGCAGGUAUUCAUGGAAGUUCGUCCUCGCUGCGUUAUCUCUCUCUGCCCGUCCGGAAUCGGAACACCACAUAUCUCGCUCGCCCGCCCCGAGGACGGCGCUGCGUACGUACAACACACCAUGGGCCUGGAACCAGACGUCGAGGGUAUGUACCGCAAGGGUCGCGCGUUCUCGCACCUGUGCUCGCCAUUGCCGGAGAUUGCGCGCGGAUCUGUCUGCGCUGGCUCGCUCGCUUGGGACGCGACGCGGACAUCUGACUGCCCCCGCGAUAACCGGUCGACUAGUACGGGGAGGCCUCAACCUUCGGGGAUGGGUCGUGCGCGCUGA
This is a messenger RNA of Gloeophyllum trabeum ATCC 11539, 396 nucleotides long. RefSeq lists its product as uncharacterized. NCBI's taxonomy places the organism in Eukaryota, Fungi, Basidiomycota, Agaricomycetes, Gloeophyllales, Gloeophyllaceae. Bases 1 to 396 code for a protein of 131 amino acids. The record is from RefSeq and is a predicted model, not a curated record. The transcript has a single exon.